Molecule: messenger RNA, 6576 nt
Organism: Silurus meridionalis
Lineage: Eukaryota; Metazoa; Chordata; Actinopteri; Siluriformes; Siluridae
Gene: nhsl1b
Product: NHS-like 1b
Biological process (GO): cell differentiation
Source: RefSeq, a predicted model, not a curated record
CUUUCCAUGUUUUCCCUAAGCACAAGUCUCACUCUUUGAGUCGCAGUAAGUUCAGUGUGUAUGAGUAAGAGACACGCUGAAGGCGCUUUCAUAGCGUUAUAUAUGUAUAUAUAUUUAUAUAUAUAUAUAUAGAAAUAAAAAAAUCAGGGAUUUUUUGAAAGUCAUGGCGGGACGAGGUUCGAGCUGGAUUUCGUUUCUUCUCGGUGGACUUUCGUGACGGUCGCCGUUGGGAAUUCGGGAAUAACAAUAUAUAGAAAAUAUAUAUAUUUAUUUAAAAAAAAAAGGAAGAAGAAAAGAAAAGUAAAGAAGAGCAUGCCUUUUUACGAGAGGACGGUGGAGCCGAGGCGGUUGUGCCGGCUGACGGUGGAGAAGGACGGCUCGGCGCUGUUCGCGUCCCUGGAUGAGGUGAGCUCGCGGGCGCACUCGCUGAUCCUGCGGCAGCUCAGUGAUGUUUCCCGCCACGCGUGCGACAUCUUCCGCGGUGUGGAGCUCCAGGCUGCGCUCGUCUUCCAACGCAGCUCCCGCAUCCAGCAGCGCCUGGACUGCUUACACACCGCCGUGUCCCAGCUCAACCCCAAGCACGUUCAGAUCCCUGUGUCAAAUCUGGACGAGGAGAGUAAGUGGACAGUUCACUACACGGCACCGUGGCACCAGCAAGAGAAUGUGUUCCUGCCUGCAUCCAGACCAGCCUGUGUGGAAGAACUGCACCGACAAGCUAAAGUCAACCUCAAAACAGCACUCAGAGAUUGUGAUAAGCUGAGGAAAGAUGGCUUCCGCAGUUCACAGUACUACUCCCAGGGCCCCAUCUUCUCGGCCUCAGCCUACUCUCGUAGCAGCCAAGUGGAGGACGAGGAUGAUGUUGAUAAUAAGUCGAAUGCCUCUUCUGCAGAAGAGGACAAGAGCUCCAGUGCAAUGAGGGCACACGCUGCACUAAAAGCCGAGGGGGCUGCGAUGGACGGUCAGGAGUCCGGCUUCGCACCCUUACCGACUCCUGAGGAAAAGAUGAGACAACAAGCUCAGGCCAUUCUGACUGACAUCAUCCCCAUCAAUGUCACAGGGGAGACUUUUGACCGUCAGGCCAGCGUCCGUCGCUCCCUAAUAAACACAGACACUCUGGCCCGUCGGCCCAAGAAGGUCAAACGGAGAAAAACUAUAUCAGGUGUGCCUGACAACUUUCAGCAGGAACUAGGUAUGGUAAAGGACGAGGGGGAGCUCCGACCACAAUCUAUGUUUAUUCCUGGACCGUUUUCAACACUAGAACGUUCAGGCAGUAUGAGUUCUACUCUCAGGCGCUCUGAAGUGAGGGAUUCUGGCUGCCAGACAGAGGAUGUAAAAAUUGUUCAACCAUCUGUGAGGAGAAUCCGAGCUCAGAGAGGCCAAGGAAUUGCUGCUCAGAUGUCUGGCAUGUCAACAUCCGCAAACAAUAUAUCCAAUGUUCUAAACGAUCAUUCCUCUGGAUCUCCUGUGCAUGUGAUGGCUCCUCGAUUUAGUGGCGAUCCCCAGCGCUUCCACAGCUUGCCACGGGGUGCUCGGGUUUCUUUGAACGCAGAGCUACUGAACACUAGUACUUUAUAUAGGACAGAGGAUGGUGCUGUUCAAGCACUUCGGCAGAUUGGAAAGCUCCAAGUCGAUGAGUCUGCUGUUCACAUGAGGAAUGCCCCUAAGACUAGCACAUUAACCCGACCAAAAUCCCAGGAUGUGAGGGGAUCAUAUGGAGACUGGGGAAAUGCCAGUGUGGUUUCUCCUCGUGCGGCAUAUUCAACAUCACUCAUCCCCAAUGCAACAUUGUCAUGUUCGGCUGAGGUGAUUGCCCUUCAAUCUACAUCUAGCACAGGGCAACAACUGCAUGCAAGACCUCUCAGGAUAUCCUCAAGUGUCAAUGGUGAAAGCUUAACCAGUGUGGCCACCAGUGCUGAGACAGGAGACACAGACAUGCAGGAAGCUGGUCAGUCAGAUAGCAGCUUGAACAGCCACAGUACAAUUGCUGCAGGAACAGCAGAUCAGCAGUGGAUUUAUGACACCCCUGAGAAUGUGUUGCCUAGAAGACCACUCACCUCCAGCUGCUCCACUCCUAUCAAUCAUCUCUACAACAGCCUGGAGCGCUCCUCUAAAGGUACAGACUCUAGUUCACUAUACUCCAUGGACAAUGAUGGUUAUUACACCUCCAUGCAUUUGGACUCGGGUCUAAGACCAAAAGGACAAAACUUCGCAGGCAGGGCAGCACGGCAUAGCAUGUAUGAGUGCAUAGGCCAGCCAGGUGACCGUAGCAGCAUAUACAGUGAUCAGUCACUAUCCCGUUCUAUUUCCCUCCGCAAGUCUAAGAAGCCACCUCUACCACCAGCACGUACAGACUCACUACAGCGUAAACCUAAAAAAAAUAAUGUUGUUAACACUACCAAUGGAUCGGUUCUUAACGAGUCACUGAUUGCUACACUUCAGCAAUCCCUUCAGAAUGGGUUGAAAGGGAAAGGUUCUUUGAACUCACCAUCUCAAAGCCCUUGCAGUGACUAUGAAGACCCCUGGAUGUUGCGGCCUAGGAGCCAGAGUAGCUUAAGUGCAGGCAGUAGCAGUGUCUCAGGUGCAGGAGUGGCUAAUGUUUACUCCAUCUGUCAUGUCACACCGUCACACAGUGACACAAGCAGCCUGCGUUCUGACUACGCAGAGUCCUGGGGCUAUUACAUGGAUUACCCUCGUCUGCAUAGUGAUCAGGCACAGUCACCAGCACAUACUAACUCAGUGUCUAAUGGAGCACAGUCAGCUAGCAUGACAAUUGGACAGGAUGUCCAUAAUGAUAUGCAGACAUCCCUUCCCCCUGCAGGGAAUAUUUCAGCAAAGCCUCAGGUAAACACAUCUUCACCAGAUAGGGUACAUCGGUUAACCUCCCCUUCAAGUGGAUAUUCAAGUCAAUCUAACACCCCAACAGCCGGUACUCCUGUUCCGUCUUUUAUGAGGUCGAUGUCACCUUCUGGGUGUAAGCCCAAGCCACGUGUGCCUGAAAGGAAGUCAUCUUUGCUCUCCUCUAUGUCCAUCUCCUCCUCUUCAACAUCAUUAUCCUCUAACACUUCAGAUUCUGUCAGGAACAACAUCCCCCCUCCACCUCCACCACUGCCUCAAACAUCCAUGUCCCUUUCACCACUCACCCCUGAACUUUUCCCUCCACCUCCAAGUCAAACCUUUCCUCCUCCACCUGCUCCUCCUUUACCCAGCACCCCACAGCAUGAAAUAUCCCUGAGCCCCCUCUCUUUAAAUUCCUCUCCAGAAUUUCCCCCUCCUCCUCCUCCAGAGGUGUUGAAUGACCACAGCAUGUUACAUAAUCAAUCCUUUACUUCUACACAUCACCUGCCACUGCCUCCACCACCUCCCAUGUUUCCUUCCACUGUAAAUGCUCAUAUUCCUCCACCACCCCCAUCCUUGCCCACCUUGACUCCAAUUAUACCAUCAUCUGCAAGCCUGAAAGGAAUUAAAGAUAGACUUAAACCAGUGAACUCUGAGAGAAAGUCACUUUCUGUUCACUCUGAAGUGGUUGGCAAGUCGGCCAUGCCACUAAUAACACCUUUUGCCCUCCAAAGUGUGCAGCUUCGGUCAGUCAAACAACCAGAGAAUAGUGAGGACAGCAGCAAAUCUCCAGAGGUGGAAACCGAACAGAUUUCUACUAAGGCGAACACGGCAGAGAAAUUGAAACAGUUAGAGCACCGUGUUUUGCCUUUGACUUCUUUCUCCACUCCUGAAAUAAAUGAAACAGUAAAAUCUCCUUCGACAGAGAAUACAAUUACCAAAGACCAACCGGAGAUACCGCUAUAUAAUACAAUGUUGGGUGAAGAAAUGCCAUAUGAAGCGAAUAAUUACCCCUCAAGUGACAUCAUGGGCAAUACACAAUGUAAAGCUGAGGUAAAUUGUAUGGAUAGGGAGGAGGAAACAUCACAAAACACCACACCCAAGAAAAAACCUCCUGUGCUAUCAAAAAAGCCCAAAUUUCCCCUUGUCUCCUCAGUCAAAUCUGAACUUAUUGUAGAGGACAAGGAGAUACUGGCCAGUGAGGAGGAUUCUUUAUUUCAAGCGUUUUCAAACGAUCCAAUAGAGGUGACUGUUUGUGCACCUAACCCAGAAGUUCAGGAAUCCUUGUCUGAUGAGGAGGUAGAGAAGGAUGACAGAGUUUCUAAUGAGAGCUCCACAUGUGAAAGUCCAGCUGAUAGUCAGGCUGAAGAAGCCUUCCAUAUUCCCUUCAGUCAGGAAGCAUCUCAAACUGUUAACGAUGAAAUGGACAGUUCAGAAGAAGAAGAGGAAGAUGAGCGAGAAGACGAUGAAGAUGCAUUAAGCAAUACAGCACGAUCAGUCUCCUUCAAAGAUGAGGGUGAAGUAUUCGAGUCCAGCACAUCAAACUCCCCACAGACCCCCAGCGUUAACGGUGAUAUCUUUGAAGGCAUGGUGACUCCCACACGGUCCCGUACCACAGAGGACCUCUUUGCAGCAAUUCACAGGUCUAAGCGCAAGGUCCUGGGUCGUAGGGAGUCGGAGGAUGAGCGCACGAGGGGUCACUCAUCACCUCCAGCCACACCAACAGGACCGGCUCCUUCCCUCAGCUCAACUCUGCCUCGUCAGACCAGUUCUAUCCAGCGCAGUCUGCGCAAAUCAGCCACCAGCAGUGACACCUUUAAAGCACUGCUGCUGAAGAAGGGCAGCCGCUCAGAAGGCAGUUUCCGCAUGUCCGCUGCUGAGAUGCUACGCACAACUGACCCAAGAUCCCAGAGGACUCGAUCUCUCGACUCUUCUCUGGAUCCGAAUUCACCUACAGUAAGUCCGGACAGCCCCUGCGCUUCCCCUGGACGCUGCAAGAGGGCACCAGAGGACUGGCCCAGGAACGAGGCCAUAUUGCAACGUUACUCUCUGGGUUCCCCCUUGUCCCCUUCUUCGUUUCUGGGGCCAAAAUACGGCCGAUCCCGCACACCACCCUCUGCUUCCAGCAGCAAGUACAACUCCCGAAGUCGAAUCCUAAGCAGCCCUAUGACCGUCAUCUGUGAGAGAGAGGGAGAGUUAACUGAGAGCGGAGAGGCGCCAGAUGAACUAUGCCCCGUUUCCCCUUUAGUUUCCUCCACCCCAAUUCCUCAAGACUCAAAUGGCACUUUAUGUGAGGGGGAGAGUUAAAAUUUAAAUACAUUUUUCCUCGACUAAGGGAAAAACAGAACUUCAUCAAAGUAGCAGAGAAUGGCCAGUAGCAGAGGACCAUUGGAGGGCAGACAGGGGAGCUGGUAAUCUGUCUGUCCCUUGGUCAAGGCUUCAGGCCUCGCUGCUGAAAUCUGGUUGUAUGGUAGGAGAUAUGCCGAGAACCACAAGGUGCCUCCUUCAGACGCAUUUGUGUCCGAAGUAGAUCCCAUUUCUGUCACUGCUCCUGAGUAUGUCACAUCUGUACUAUAUUUGUUCCUGCUGUUCAUGAGAAAGUGCUUUCCUUUACAUUAGUACACCUUUUUCCACAAAACAUUGGUUCCAUUUGUUUUUGUUUUGUAUUCACCUCCUCAACUUUAUACUGGGAAUGUGGAAUAAGGACUGAUUUCUCAAUGGAAAUCAGAGAUGAAGGAUUUGUAAAACAGUUCAUCCCCGUUGACUAGUGGAUAGAUUGGCUUUGCUUUGUGGAACGCUCAGAAUGUUCACGAGGUUGUAGUCCAGUCCAUCUGCAGUAAUGCACAGGAAUUGCAAGUUGGACAAUUGUUUGGAAAUGUAUGGUCAAUUCCAGCUGCACAGACACAAUGUCAAGAAGUCAUGUAAAAGGGUUUCUGCUCACUCCUGAGAUUCACUGGUUAAGGGAAAGUGGAAAACCGGUCCUACAAGAACAGUAUAACAUACAGAAAGACUGCUAAAGCCACACAACUGGGCUGCAGACUGAGAGGCUCCAGAAGAACCUUUUCUGUUGGAUUUUUAGUGUGUAGGUUUGCACUGUGUUCAUGUGUUUUUUUAUUUGUCUGUUGGUCGUUUAAAAUAUUCAGCCUGUGUUGCUUGUGAUGGCUUUCCAUACAAACUGAGAACCUACUUAAACCAAGUGACGUCUGUUUCGUUUGGAAUGGUUUUAUUAACCAAAGAGUUUAAAGUAUAAAUGUCACCUGCUGUAGGGACUCUGAGUAGCUUAGAUGUUUACUGGACUGGGAGCAAUAAAUAUUCAUCUGUAAACCGAUGCUAAAGCUUUUACACUUCUUCUUUACUAACCUCUUUACAUCAAAUCUCUCCUGCAGUUUCAUACCAUUUUUUUUGUAUAUAAACAAAAAAUAUUAACAUCUGGAUUUUUAUUUUCAAAGAAUUUGUACACCAUUGUUAGAGGCUUUCUUUUGUAGAGUAUUUAUUAUAGAUUAGAGUCUGAGAUGAUUUAUUUGGGAGGGAUUUUACAGCUCAGCAGCUCAGUUUCUAAUUAUUUCAUAAGAUUUGUAUCAGUUUUCCAUUCAUGAUCAGAAUCUGUUUCUUAGGCCUUCAUAAAGUCUCCUACUUUUUCUUUCGAGGCAGAAAAACCAAAAUCAAAAAUGACCGAUGAAGAAGGCUGCUAACCAUCUUGUGUAUGUCUAAUAAAAUUUAAAAAAAAGAUAUUUAAAAAUG